Molecule: messenger RNA, 4504 nt
Organism: Cynoglossus semilaevis (tongue sole)
Lineage: Eukaryota; Metazoa; Chordata; Actinopteri; Pleuronectiformes; Cynoglossidae
Product: aquaporin-4
Exons: 6
Coding region: 2539-3372 (277 amino acids)
Biological process (GO): transmembrane transport; water transport
Cellular component (GO): plasma membrane
Molecular function (GO): water channel activity
Source: RefSeq, a predicted model, not a curated record
UUAGAUGUCUUUGACCCCCCCCCGCUCCUCUGCCCCCCCCGCUUCCCCCCCAGUCUUAAGUAGGUCAGUCGGUUCCACAGAACACUGUUCGUUACCAAACAUUAGAACAAAAGCUAGUGCUAGCACAGCUACAAUAUUUGAAAAACAAAACAAAACAGCACCUCCUGGUGGUAAUCCUCUCCUGUUAAAGGGUAAAGCUACACCCCCGCCGCCCCCUCCCCGACUUUUCCCAAUUUGCAUUCCUUUUUCUGGUUCUGUGCUGUCGGGGUGUUGGAUGAUGGCCACCAGGGGUCUCCACAGUGCCGGUUUCAUUUUAACUUUGUUUCUUACACUGAACUCAAACACAUUGACAGGAAAUAAAAAAAAAAAAUUAAAAAAAAAGUCCGAGUUCCUUAAAACACAUGGAGGGACGAGAUGUUUUUGUUUUAUUUUUAAGAGUCAAAACAGAAGAAACAACCAAACGUGGUGUUAAGUGAAUUUUUAAUAAUGUACAGUUUUGGUGACUUUAAAUUUGUUCCUUUAUAUUUUUAGGACCAAUUCAUCAUUUUUAAGAGGAUGUAUUUCACGACUCGUAUCAAGGUGAUGUAACACGUGUGCAUCUGUAGAAUGUACUGAGAGUUCAAUAAAAACCACACCUAGUAGAGAGAAACUGGUUCUGGGUUCUUCUGCUCUUUGGUCCUGAACUUGUCUCGUCUCGUCCUGAAUAUUUGUCUGCUGUGGCACCAACUAUUGAGUUAGAUGAACAGAAAGUGAGCAGAGCUUUAAUAAACAACUCAUCGACAGAAGAGUGACAUGUUGAGGUGUAAGCUCCUCAUCUGUCCACUAGGGGCUUCACAGCUGAGGUUCGUCUUCAGUGUUUUGAUCUGGAGUCAGUCUGACUGAAGUACCGACGUCCGCGGUGAUGCAGCCUUGAUUUAACGUGACGUCACAAACACCGGUGAGUCAGAGUUUUUUUUAAAAUUUUUUUAUGAAUGUCGUCUCAGUAUUUCUUGACUGUAACACGUGUCUGUUGACCUGCAGAGUCCGCUGUCAAACGGAGGAGAAGCUCAAGUGUCGGAGAGGACGUCACGACCUCCGCUCCCUGGAGAGGCCUGUCGGCGGCACAUGCUGCUGAGGCUGCCAUCACCCCCAGCUGCCGUCGCCCCCACCUGGAGCAGACUGGAGGGCGGAAUUCAACCAUCAGCGUACAGUAGGUGGAGGAAAUAAAAACACCUGAACGUUAUAGAUCUGAACAGAAACGCUGUCCCCUCCUCUGACCUUUGACCCGCCUUCAAAUCCCUGAGUUUGCACUUUGUGUGUGUGCGCGUUGUGAAAGCGUCGUCGUCAGCACUCUGGUGGAGGGGACGGGAAACUGACCGCAACGGUGGAGCGCGGUUUGGCCCCCGUCUGCAGUGUCGGAGCUUAACUUCACAAAAGGUCUGAGAUCAGUCGAUGGUGAAAAUGAACGUGUGCACAGAUGCUGCGCCAUGGCAACAGCCUGAUCAAAGAGUUGGUCCCCAUGGCGACCAGAGCGGUCCUUCAGUGGUAGUUUGCGGAGGUUGGGGGCAAAUUAGACUCCAGCUCUUUGAUCACAUCGUUUUCUCUGGUUGUUGUUCGUGGUCUGGGGUUUUUUUGUUUUGUAUUUUCUUUCUAAAGUUAUUUAAAAACAGUACAGUUCUGUUCAACAGUUUUAAGUGAGUGAAUUCAUCCAGACCACAACUCCUUUUUUGGAGGUUUUGAAGUAAAUUUAUGGAAGUUAAUUUUCAGCAACAUCAAAGAUGUUUUUUUUUUGUUUUUUUUUAAAACCCUGUCGUUCGCAGCUUCACACCUCGGCUGCUGUGACCUGAUGUUUUCAGGUCACAGGGAGAGUUGGCUCCGCCCCCUACUGGGCUGAAAACCACAGUUGAAUUCAUACUUCAAAAUCCAAGCUAAUUGGUCAAAUUUUCCCCUGUUAUUCUCAUAAUGUCCUGUGAUCUGAUUGGUCAAAAGUGUUAAUAUAAAACCGACUUCAUGAACCAUUAACCUGAAUUAAUCAUUUAUAUUUUUAAUUGUUUUUUGAUAACAUAAUUUUAAUAUUUAAUUCUACACUCAGUGACUUCUGUUUAUUGACUCACAUUAUUUUCUGUCAAAGAAAAACAUUGAUUACGACCAAGUGUCAAAUUUCUUAUAUAUAACAACUGUUUUUUAAGAGGUGAAGAAAUUUUUUCAAAUUAUAAAAUAAAAAAGUGUCUUUUUAUCAGAAGAAUGGACCAAUGCUAACAGACAAAUGCUAAUAAACUAAAAUGUUUAUCACCUUUCCUUACGUUUCAGUUUGAUAGAGAGUCAAAGGAAGUGAAAUCAGUCUGAUAAGGAGCGGGUGAGAGCAGAGAGACGACUGAAGGAGGGACAGAGGGGGGGGAGGGAGGAGGGAGGGGGGAGGUUGCAUUCAUCAAACCAUCUCUCAGAUUCUACAGGUCAAUGAGGGACACAGCCGAGAGUCCUCAGACCCUCAGACCCUGACGUGAACGACAGACGGACGGAGGAACAGAUCAGAGAAACGAGAGUCUGUUACAGUCGGAGAUGACGUGGCGUGAGUUGCGGAGUCGGCAGUUCUGGCAGGCCAUGCUGGCAGAGCUGCUGGGCACCCUGGUGUUAGUGAGCACCGUGCUGGGCUCCUCGCUGCCCGGGCCUGGAGGGGGCCCCGUGGGACCCCUGUACCCGGCCGUGGCCGUGGGCGCGGUCAUCGUUGCACUGGGACACUGUUUUGGAGAAAUCAGCGGAGCUCAGGUGAACCCGGCCGUCACGCUCUCUCUGCUCGUGGCUCGCAGACAGGACGUUCCCAAGGCGCUCCUCUUCGUUGGCGUUCAGUGUUUGGGGGCCUCUCUGGCGACGGGGGUCCUGUACCUGGCCCUGCCCCUGAAGACCACCGCGGACCUGUUUGUCACCAGGGUGCCCGAGGACCUGAACGCGGCCCAGGCCCUGGCCACGGAGAUCCUGUGCACCUUCCAGAUGGUCUUCACCAUCUUCUCCGUGGAGGAGCAGCGGCGCAAGGACAGCACGGAGCCCGGGAACAUAGCGAUCGGACUGGCACACACGGCUGGAGUCUUGUUAGGGGCGCGGUUCUCUGGUGCCUGCAUGAACCCGGCACGUUCCCUGGGUCCUGCCAUCAUCAUGGGCUUCUGGGAGAACCACUGGGUGAGAGAGAGAACGCCGUCACCCACUCCUGAUUGGACUCCACACGUCACACUGUGUCUCACCCUCUCUCUCUCUCUCUCUCUCUCUCUCUCUCUCUCUGAUUGGCCGUCCUGCAGGUCUACUGGAUCGGACCGGUGCUGGGCGGCGUUCUGGCCGCGGUGUGCCACGAGUUCUUGUUUGCGCGCAGCGCGUCCCGUCAGAAGCUGGUGGCGUGUCUGACCUGUAAAGACAUCGGGAUCGUGGAGACGGCCAGUAUCACGGGGUCGUCCCUGUCCACCGUCACACAGAACGCCACCAGAGGCAAACAGACGAACAGGACGGACAACAACUGAGAACAGGUGGACACACACACACACACACACACACACCCCCGACACCCCCCCGCCCUCACCUGUUACCUGCUGGGACAGUAGACCACAGAGGUAGAAUAAUAAUGAAGAAAUAUUUUAAAAAUUGUAAAUUAAAAAAAAAUUAUUAAAAAUAAUUGCCGGUCUUUGGGGGCGUCACCAGAUUACACACAUUUCAACUUUAAAACUACAAUUUUUUUGAUCUGUUUAUAAACCGAUCAGAUCGAGUUUUAUUCUGUUUUGUUUCUGCCUUUGUUCAACCCCUCGUGGACAGAGAGCCGUAUCUGAAGUGGCUCCUUUAAAGUCCCAGCGGCCUGUCAUCAGCAGCCGUGGAAAUCCGAAGGCGCACUUUUGUUUCUUUGAAAUCUGCACGUCAUUACAAAAGAUAAUAGAGACUCAUUGAAAAACACGCUCCCGUUCUCCUGUGUCCACCGCCUCAUUCAUUUGAAAUGCUAAACGAGCGUCCGUCCGUCCGUCCGUCCGUCCGUCCGUCCUCCUCCACCGCAGGUUCGUGGAUGUCAUCAUUAGUCCGACUUCCCUCUCAGUUCUCAGCCCGUCAGCGUCCGACUCCUCUCUGAACGACUCCCAUUCACACAUUAAUUGAGCUGCGUGCAGCUGUGACGGCUUCAAUGACACACCGUCCUCAGUGGGAAUGAGCUUUGUCCUCCUGAGUGGACGUGAAGUGUGGCGUGGACGACGCUCCACUUUAAUGAAACCUAUUGUCAGACUUGUUAUUUAUGUGAUUUUAUUGUUAAAAUAUCCUUCAACCUUACCUUAAAAAAACAAAAAACAUGGUUGAAACAGACAGUUUUUAGCCGUUGUAAAUGACAAAAUGUGUUUGUUUUGUGUUUUGUUCUGUGUUCCGUUUGUGCGGUACAUUUUAUAAUUGCUGUACAUGCAUCUUGUACAAAUAAAACAAAAUACAUUUGUGUUUUGUGACCACCUCACACAGACUAAUUGUGUUUCCUUGUGUUCUCUCCUAACUCUAAGUCUAUUAAACACAC